AUGUCAAACGCGAUAGAGGAUCCCCGGGUCAGGGCGGCCAUUGAGCACUACCUGUUAGAUCUGGAGAACACCCAGCCGAAGAAUACGAAGCGAAAUUAUCGUCCCAAGCAGGAAGAAUGGAAGGAGUGGUGUCAAGCCAACUGGCCUGCGAUCCCGGACGUUUGGCCGGCCUCGGAAGCCAAGAGGGCCGUGAAAAGACGCAGAGCACCAUCAGAUACCAUCGUUGUAGGCGGCGGAGGUAGCGAAUACGAGUCAGACUCCGACUUGGAGUUGUAUGAGUCCACGCUCAAACUACAGUAUAAUACUGUACGGGGCUACGUCUCGGCCAUACAGAAGCUUUACGACGAGCAGAAGAGCCGGGGAGUCAAUCCUGCGGCCCGGCCACAGGGAGUGGCACUGAAGGCGCUCAAACGCAGCAUUCUUGCAACGACUUGGAGCCGGAAGAGGAAGGAAUACAUGGACAGGGGAGUUGGAACUCUGAGAGAUGUGUAUGCGCCGGCGCAGAUACCCGACCACACCAACGUGGCAUGGUCCGAGAGGAGAGAGAUCGCCUGCGCCCUGAGGACGCAGGUGGACUUUCUGCUCGGGAACCACAUGCUGCUGCGGUCCGGCAACCGCCUGCCGAUGGAGUUGGCAGACUGCUUUCCCCUGGACUUACCCAACGAGGGCUUCAAGGCCCAGGGGUAUACCACAAAGGCGCUGGUUGUCGUGAUGAACUGUGGGAAGACCAACCAGCACGGCCGCAUGGAGUAUGGAUCUGCUUUGCGGCAUCGAGAUCCGCGAUCUUGUCUCAUCGGCGCCCUCGCGUUCUGGCUUUUCUGGCGCUGGCAGGUAGAAAAGGCGGAAAGGUUUCCCGUCUUCCAAAGAAGCGAAGACUGGUAUGAAACGAAGGUGCUCCGCCGAUCGGCGAAGGAGCCUCAAGCUCCGUUGUCGGGCCAGACUGCCCGAGAAUGGACGUCCAGGUUCUACAAGAAGGCCGGCAUCAAGGUCUCCAAGGUCAGCCACGCGCCUAGAGUGGCGGCGACGCAAAACGCCGACAUGGCCGGGGUGGAUGAAGGCCAGAUCCGCCGAGCCGGUCGUUGGAAUAACGGAGACCAAAUGACCGGCUGCUAUCUGACUUCCCUGCCUUUCGAAUUCAUGAGGGCCGUGGCCGACUUUGACCCUGAAUGGUCGGGGUCUUAUUUCGUGCCCGGGCCACCGUGA
This is a messenger RNA of Hirsutella rhossiliensis, 1203 nucleotides long. RefSeq names its product centromere DNA-binding protein complex CBF3 subunit. The record is from RefSeq and is a predicted model, not a curated record. Lineage: Eukaryota; Fungi; Ascomycota; Sordariomycetes; Hypocreales; Ophiocordycipitaceae. The coding region runs from base 1 to 1203 and encodes 400 amino acids. The transcript is spliced from 6 exons. Gene Ontology annotation, molecular function: DNA binding.